UUCCCUCUGAUACAGAGAUACACUCUGAUCCCCAGUUUCCUGUGUAUUCAAACUGGCAGAGAGCUGAUGAUCUUGGGCAACCCAGGUUGAAUAGUCCCAGAAAAAACGAUGAAGACAAAUAUAUUAGUGUUAAACUACCAAAUGAUAUUCUUCAACACUUUGGUUAUGGAGCUGGAAAUGAUCACAUGAGCAACAUUUUAGGAGUAUCUGCUGCUGAUCUACCAACCCUGCACAAUGACAUGGAUCCACCUAGUCCUCCUAGAUCUCCUCCUAGAACACCGGCUAGAACUACUACACUUAAACCUGUCGUACAAGAUAAACGGAGGAAAGAUCAGGAUGAUCUUCUAGCAGACUACCAGGAUCAUUACAGGGAACAGGAACCUCCAAGGAAGGUUGACAGUGUCCGUAGGACCGAGGAGGAGUAUUAUAACAAGAAGGAUUUACUUCCUAAACUUACUAAACCUCAAGAUCAAGUUGAAGGGGAGAAAAAGCCUGCAGUAUCCCCUGAUGGUGUUGGGUCAAGUAAGAGUAAGAGUAUGUGGAGUAUGGCUUGGCAGGCUCAUAUCUAUUUCUCAGGUGUACUGUUUGUACUUCUGGCUCUGUACUGCACAAUUAGUAUUUGUAGGCUCAAUCUUUUCUCUAGAUUAUUCUCUCGUGGAUUUUUUCUCUCUCUAAACCUGUGUAUGCUAGUCGUAGGUGUUUCCCGUGGCGUAUUUCUGCUUUGGGAUGCAUAUAAUGAGGCUGGAAGCCUGUACGCACCUAUUGCGUAUAUUUUAUUGAAUAUAGGAUACCCUUGUAUAACAUCAUCCUUUGCAAUACUCUUUCUAGCACUACUGAGAGUUACACAGGUUGAACUGUUGAGUCCUUCAGUGCAGACCCCCAGAGCUCUGAGUAUAUUCUGCUGUGUUCAUCUUCUAAUCUCUAUAUCAUUAGAUAUUACAGUUGGUCUAGUUACUAAACUACAAUACCUUCUCCUCUUAGGACAAGGAAUAUUUAUUGUGUGGAGUUUACUCCUAUCUGCAGGAUACUUCUAUAUCUACUCUACAAUGAAAAAGGUUGUGUCUCGGCAGCAGUGUGAAAUGAACAGAUCUGUUUAUCCAAAGCUUAUGUACGACCAAACCGGUUCCGGUGCCUACUCUAUGCGAUUACCAACAACCCACUCCAACCCUCUCUCCAGAGCUGUAAAUCUGACUCUGGGAGUUGCUGUUCUAGGAAGUCUUAUAGGCGGUGUACAGCUGUACGGUAUGAUCGGUAUGCACGGGUUAUUACGGACUGAUCCUAGGGAUAUACCAGACCCAUGGUAUGGAUACCAGGUUGCUCUACGAGUACUAGAGAUUUUGAUCUGCUUCCUGUUGGCCCUGGUUGCAACUACUCCUUUAAGACAGGAUGGAUCAGCUCCUCCAGGGCGGGGCUGCAGCUCCUGCUCUCCCCUCCUAUGCUGCAGUGGGGAGGGUAACUGUCAGAAAUGCGGAGUUGGAGAAAAUCCGCCUACUCAAUUGGAUGAAGAAAUUUACACAGAAAUCUGUUCUAACAACCACGCUGUUCGAGUUCUGAACCCUGCAGACAGCUACAACCAGACACUGACCAGUUACAACCAGAUAUCCAACAGUCUUUCUCUAACAGAACAGAACCAGAACGUUCACUGUACUGCUACACUUGCACUUUCCGCUAGUGGACAACAUUUAACAAACACGUUGGCCCGUAGGCGGGGACAGGCCGGUCAGCGGUCUAGUCAACACAGCGGAGAUACUAGCGCCACCAUGGACACCGCCUUGUACACAAAUCUCAGAUCUCGGCCCUCCUCGAUGCUGUUUAAUGAUGCUGGAUUUGUGAGGUUCAGGCUUGGUAAUGAUCCUUCUCUUGCACAAACAGAUGUUCUUAGUCAGAGUUCUCAGGAUUUGGCGGAGUCCAGAGGCCCUGAGGCUGGUCAGGGUGCUGAGGCCCUAAGGGAGAGUAUUCGAGGUUCAAGAAGCUUUGAUGAAGGUCUUCUUACGGAAAUUAAGAAGAACUUUCAGGAUAAGAAGAUUCAAGGGGUUUCUCCACUAGAAAGGCCUCAAUCCAACCUUUCCUAUUCAUUUAAACAAAAUCAAGCAGACUCAAGGCAGAUCAAGUCAGAGCUAUGCAGUCCUGACGUAGAGGGUAUCCCAGGGCUUCCCCAGCGACCUGCGUCUAAGCUUACAACUCAUAAUAGAACAGCAUCUCCUCUUUACAACAGGAAUACUGAAUCUGAUACAGAUGUUGGGGAGCAGUAUGAAGCUCCAGCUGGUCUUAUUCUUACAGAAGCUACUAAAAGUUUAGCAGCUCAAGUUAGAAGCGUUGUAGGGUAUAGUGAAUCUGACCUAUCUAGCCUAGACCCGGUAUAUGCGGGGGGUAAAUCUAUUUAUGGAUAUGCCUCUAGAGCUCCCUCCAGAUGCUCGAGUAUAUCUGCGACCCAGAGUUUUGAUAUGAGAGUCUACGGAAGAACAGGACCUAGUGGAGCAGCUACACUAGGCAGGCCGGUCAAACCGAAACUAGAAAAUAAAUUCUAUUAUUAUGGUUCCACGCGAGGACAGAAGAAAUCUAGUCAUAAAGAAACCCUGACCCCUCGUCCCCUUCUUCCCUCCCAGCGAGUUCUAGGUGGGGAGACGAGGCUAGGCCCUUCUCCUCUUCCUCCGAAAGGAGCACCAUCUCCUAACAAUCCUUCACAGUCUCUUUACGAUCAGAUUAUGGGAAAUCAGAGGGAUGUAUCUAGUCCAUAUUUCAGGGAUGUAUCUAGUCCAUCAUCUCUAGCAAUCCAACGAUCUAGAUCUCUAGGGAGGGAUGCUCCUCCUCCUACCUCUUCCAAUCUUCCCCCAAGACCUCCUGGAGCUAGAACACCGACAUCAGUUGCUAGAAAAGUCCUUGAGUCUGUGACUAAAAGACGGAGUAAAGAGAAGAGAGGAAGAAGAGGAGAGGAUCCAGCCCAACAAAGUUUACUUGCAGGACAACUAGUUCAGACAGCUGAUGGUAGAUUGGUGGCCGUAGGUCCGGGGAACACACUUGUAGAGGUUGGGACAUUCAUGGACCCCAGGGCGCGUGCACGUCAGAUAUCCCAAGAUAGAGAGCAGAUGUUGUAUGGCGGAGGAGAGUUUGCACAAGGAAAUGCCAACGGUCGGGAAAUUUAUGGUCGUCUUCCGUUUAAUGGUAGAUUACAAGGAGAGGUACAAGGUACACCUCCUGCUUCUCGGGCUGGUAAAGUGGCGUGGCAGGGUCAGCCCACCUACCCUCAGCAGUCCUCCUACCAAGACCCUAACCUUGUAUUCUCAGAUAGCCAGCUCUUCCAGGAUCAGUCUGGACAAAUAUAUGCAGUUCAACCCUACCUGCCUGAACAGUACAAUGGAGGCCCACCCUUCCACCCUACACAGUAUAGAGAUGAUAUUUAUGAUGAUAAACAGUUUGAUGAGUAUGAGGGCAUGGAGAGUGAGAUAGAUUCUGAACUCUCAAGCCUCUUCAGCUAUGACAGGGAUAUCAAGAAUCUACAUCUCAUUUCCCCUCUGGAAUACGCUGCUAUGCUCAAACAGCAAUAUACCGAACCCUCGGGGGUACUAGGGAAGGAUAUAACACCUGACUCAGGGGUUAUCAUGGACUCUAGGAACCAUUCCAAGGAACGAGACGCAAGGUCGCGACGGGAUCAUUUUAGCGGCGGAACACGAAACUUGAGGAACUCGGAACAGAUACAACAGCUGGAAGAACAGCUUGGACAGCUUGGCGAACAGCUAGGUGAACAGCUGCGCCAUCAUGAUUCCAGCUGCAGUGAAGACAGCUCUAGUGAGAGGGAGGAGAGUAGUGGGAUGGGGAAUGAAUCCUAUUCUAGAGUUCCUCAACAGGAUCAAGAUCUACCAGACUCCAGUGGUCCAUAUCUCUUCAAAUGGGAGGGAUCUUCUCUAGUACCAACCGACCCUAGAACUCUAUCUAAAAGGGUCCGUAAGAUCUCAGUGGACUCCACCAUGUCUGAGACUGAACCUUUAUCAAAACAAUUUUCACCAAGUUCAGAAAAGGAAAGUACUGUUGAAUCCUCUCCAGGGGUUGCUGGAGCAAAAAUAGCAGAUGUUUGUAAUGAAAUCAAAGCGAGGUUUCCAUAA
Eurytemora carolleeae is the source of this 4100-nucleotide messenger RNA. RefSeq lists its product as uncharacterized. The transcript is spliced from 41 exons. Lineage: Eukaryota; Metazoa; Arthropoda; Copepoda; Calanoida; Temoridae. Bases 186 to 4100 code for a protein of 1304 amino acids. The record is from RefSeq and is a predicted model, not a curated record.